AUGUCGGUUCCUAAUAAAAUAGUGCUAGGUGCUAACCUAUCAUCGUUGCGUGCAGAAGUUCGAAAAUUUUUUAAAGUAAGAAUCGCCAUGUAUAAAGCGGCUCAUGAAAAUGUCCUCGUUUGUCGCCGCCUAAUACGCAGCGAAAAAAAAAUGGCAAGAAAUUUGAGCUUUCAAUCAUUAAAAACCGCUUAUCAAAGAUACUUCCUACCGAGACCUGAGACAGUGCCAUAUUAUCACAUUUGUCAAGUUGGCGAUCCUGUUUUACGAGCGCGCGCUUCUCCAGUGCCGCCUGAAAUCAUAACAACGGAUGGAUUUCAAAAGUUGUUGGAACAUAUGAAAAGAGUAAUGAGAAGAGCCAACGCUGUGGGAUUGGCUGCCCCUCAAAUAGGGAUCUCCAUGCAAAUAUUUGUUACUGAAGUGACAGAAAAACGACUGAAAGUCCACGAUGUCAAAACCAUAAAGAUUCGUGAAAUGGAAACAUACCCGGUGAAAGUAUUCAUUAAUCCAACAUUGAAAAUUCGUGAUUAUUCGGUCCUAAAGUUCCCCGAAGGUUGUUUAAGUAUUCGCGGAUUUACGGCGGAAGUUCCAAGAGCAAAGGCUGUUACGGUAUCUGGUCUUGAUGAUACCGGCAACCCAUGUACUUGGGAAGCUAAAGGUUGGGCCGCCAGAAUUGCCCAACAUGAAAUGGAACACUUAAACGGAAAGUUGUACAUAGAGAAAAUGGACACAUCAACUUUUAUGUCUACCGGUUGGCAAGAAAUAAACAAAGCUCAAGGAAGAAUAGAAUUACGGUAUUAUGACUAGCGUUUUAUGUAUUUGUUAAGUAAGAUAUAAAUAAAAACAUGAAUAUUGCUAAA
This is a messenger RNA of Athalia rosae (coleseed sawfly), 857 nucleotides long. Its product is annotated as peptide deformylase, mitochondrial-like. Gene Ontology annotation, molecular function: peptide deformylase activity. The coding region runs from base 1 to 804 and encodes 267 amino acids. Gene Ontology annotation, cellular component: mitochondrion. Gene Ontology annotation, biological process: peptidyl-methionine modification; N-terminal protein amino acid modification. The transcript has 3 exons. The record is from RefSeq and is a predicted model, not a curated record. Lineage: Eukaryota; Metazoa; Arthropoda; Insecta; Hymenoptera; Athaliidae.